ACCACCACCUUGAAAGUACAUAUUUGACAGUGCAAAGUCAGGCAGAGCCUGCACUCCAGCUUAGCGUUCAGUUAGGCACAGACGCCCCAGCCCCUCUCCAGCUCUAUCCUUGGUUUUCCGUUGGACGUUUUGUCGGUGCCGCCGAACAACACUAAGCAGCCAUGGAUGCCAUUAAGAAGAAGAUGCAGAUGCUCAAGCUCGACAAGGAGAAUGCCUUGGACAGAGCUGAGCAGGCCGAGUCAGACAAGAAAGCAGCAGAGGACAGAAGCAAACAGUUAGAGGACGAUAUAAGAGAGAUGGAAAAGAAAUUGCGUGUAACUGAGGACGAAAGAGAUAAAGUGCUUGAGGAGUUCCAAACAGCUGAAGAAAAGCUGCUGACUGCUGAGGAGGUCGCCACUAAGCUUGAGGACGAUUUGGUAGCUCUGCAGAAGAAACUGAAGGGAACUGAGGAUGAGUUGGACAAGUACUCCGAGGCUCUUAAAGAUGCCCAGGAAAAACUUGAGCUGGCUGAGAAGAAAGCCACCGAUGCUGAGGGAGAGGUCGCUUCCCUUAACAGACGUAUCCAGCUGGUUGAGGAGGAGUUGGAUCGUGCUCAGGAGCGUCUGGCCACUGCUCUGACCAAGCUGGAGGAGGCUGAGAAGGCUGCUGAUGAGAGUGAGAGAGGCAUGAAGGUCAUUGAGAACAGGGCCAUGAAGGACGAGGAGAAGAUGGAGCUGCAGGAGAUCCAGCUGAAAGAGGCCAAACACAUCGCUGAGGAGGCUGACCGCAAAUAUGAGGAGGUUGCCCGUAAACUGGUCAUCAUUGAGGGUGAUCUGGAGCGUACAGAGGAGCGCGCUGAGCUGUCAGAAGGCAAAUGCUCUGAACUUGAGGAAGAGUUGAAAACUGUGACCAACAACCUGAAGUCACUGGAGGCACAGGCUGAGAAGUACUCACAGAAGGAGGACAAGUAUGAGGAGGAGAUCAAGGUCCUCACUGACAAGCUGAAGGAGGCUGAGACUCGUGCUGAGUUCGCUGAGAGAUCAGUAGCCAAGCUUGAGAAGACCAUUGAUGACCUGGAAGAUGAGUUGUAUGCCCAGAAACUGAAGUACAAGGCCAUCAGCGAGGAGCUGGACCACGCCCUCAACGACAUGACUUCCAUGUAAUUUUUCUACUUGCCGUACCUGCUUGUUUCCACCAUCAUGCCCCCUCUCUCGCCUCUGGCCUGCACCUGUGUUACCUACACAUCAAAUGCCUCACCUCUUUUGUCUCCCUCAUUUAUUAUUUUACAUGUUCACUAGAACUAAACAUCUCAUCUAUACUAAAAUUCCUUUUUUAUAUAUAGUCUAUAAAUUUCAAGUCUUAAAACAGAAAUUUGUUGCCUCUGUACUUGAGCUGCUCCUGUAAUAGAUAAUCCUGUCUUUAAUUGUGUCCUUAUGAUGAUACUGUAUGCCUUUUGUGUCAGUAUCUUUGACGUUUGAGAGUACAGAAAAAACGAAUGAAGUCAUGUCAUGCAUGAACAGAACGCAGCAUGUUAAUAUUUAGAUUCUUUUAUGAGUUUAUGUUCAAAUGCCCAUUGUAAUAUCUUUGGACAUUUUCACUUCUUAAGCAAUGCAUGCAAGCUGUUGAUUGACAAAAACUGCAAUAAUGAUUUUUUUUUCCCUGAAACUGGUUUACAUGCUGAUCCUCAUGGUUAUAUGUAGUGUCCCCAUUUCUACUAAUAUGGUCUACUUCCGUUGAGAAGAAAGGCCCACACAUGUGUUUGUGAUACCCUCCUUUGCUAUGUCAAUAUACCAGGUGAGGAGAAGCGGCCAUAGCUUAGCACCAGUGUGGCUGAGCCCACAGUUUUUCCUAAGUAAAAUUCCCAGUGUGUAAAGAUGAGAGCCACAACUGUCUGUCAGUUGAGCGCUGCACCUCAUGAUGUAGCAGGAAGGUGUUGAUGUAAUCACAGGAAGGACUUGCCCCAACCCUUUAGUGUGUGUGUGUGUUUGCAAGUGUUUUUCAUGCACAGGAUGCAUUUACACUGUGCAUUGUGGUUUUUGUGGUGCCCUGCCGUGACUCCCGUGUCUCUGGUGUAUUUUGGUUGGCAUUUUACAUUUCCGUAGGUCCCCCUCCUGCUCCCCCCAGGUUCACUCUACUUCUUCUCUUCCACACAGAUAAAUUGUUUACACCUCAUCAAAGACGCCUCCUGCCGGCUGAGCAGCAUCUGUCUGCUCUCUCCAGCCUUUUCUCCAUUUUUUUUCCCCUUCCCUCUCUGUCUUUGCUUCCCU
Messenger RNA from Pelmatolapia mariae (spotted tilapia), 2246 nucleotides. It is a transcript of the gene tpm1, whose product is annotated as tropomyosin 1 (alpha). Gene Ontology annotation, cellular component: actin filament. Gene Ontology annotation, biological process: muscle contraction; actin filament organization. Lineage: Eukaryota; Metazoa; Chordata; Actinopteri; Cichliformes; Cichlidae. The transcript has 10 exons. Gene Ontology annotation, molecular function: actin filament binding. Bases 162 to 1142 code for a protein of 326 amino acids. The record is from RefSeq and is a predicted model, not a curated record.